Molecule: messenger RNA, 8629 nt
Organism: Felis catus (domestic cat)
Lineage: Eukaryota; Metazoa; Chordata; Mammalia; Carnivora; Felidae
Gene: HS3ST1
Product: heparan sulfate-glucosamine 3-sulfotransferase 1
Exons: 2
Coding region: 6863-7825 (320 amino acids)
Molecular function (GO): [heparan sulfate]-glucosamine 3-sulfotransferase activity
Source: RefSeq, a predicted model, not a curated record
AGAUCGUGACCUGAGCAGAAGUCAGACGCUUAACCAACUGAGCCACCCAGGCGCCCCAGACUAUACUGUUAAUUUUAAUGAAAUCGACUAUUGAGUCCAUUUGUUGAGUGUCUAUCGGGUGCCAGACCCUGGAGUAAGUGCUGGAAUCCAUUAAUGAACAAAACCCAUCAAGGACUAGUCCUCAAGGAAAUUGGAGACCAGCGUGGAAGACAUUAAUAAAUGAUCACAGAAGAGUAGGUAACUAAAGUGAGCAAGCAUUGUGGGACGUCCGCCUUAACUAUUGAGGUUUGCCACUUGGAACUCUGGCAUGCAGUACCUUUGUAAUCAAGCAUCUGAUCGGUGCUAGGAACCCUUUCUGUCUCUGCUUCUCUGCCUGGUGGAAGCCAGGACCCCACCAUCAGUGAAGAUGUUUUUGAACCUUUAAUUUCUUUACCUGGCAAUGACAUUUUGUGUCCUUCUGAAAGUUCAUUUUGUAUCACAAAAACGAAGUAUUUUAAUUUUGUUUAAUGUUUCUUUUUGAGCGAGAGAGCAUGAGCAAGGGAGGGGCAGAGAGAGAAGGGAACAGAGGAUGCAGAGAGAGAGCAUGAGCCGGGAAGGGAGAGAGAGAGAAGGGAACAGAAGAAAAGAGGCAGGCUCUGCGCGCUGAACUGAGCCACUCAGGUGCCCCCAAAAUGAGGUAUUCUAAAAAUUGUUUCUAUGUGUGAAAGGUACUUGUGCCCUUUGAAACUCUGAUACGUACUCUGCCAAAUUUACCCUGGGCUUUGAUGUUGACUCUAGUGUAGAAGAUUAAAAAAUAGAUCUUACUCUUAAGGAACUUAGAGUGAGUAUGGCAGUCAGAUCAAUUAGCAUGUUUUUACACAGGAGGGUAAAUGCAUAGUGCUUGGGGCUUUGCCUGGGCCCUUGACACACCUUUCCUGGAGAAUACCUCCCUCCAAUCAAUGUGUUGAUUCCUUUCAUUGCAGUCCUUUUCUCUCAUAGCAUGAUUUUGUAGCAGUAAUGUUUAUCUGGAGUCACCGUGUUAACUUCUCAGGCUCUCUUGCUUUAUUCUGUGACUCCCCAUCAGAACAUGUGCCCCAGGGGGGCAGACAUCUGGCAUGCAGGCAUGUUUCUCCCACCAGCUCCUAGAACAGUGUUACUGGUUCCAAGUGGUUGCUCAGAAAAGAAACAAGAGGCAACAUUUCUUUCCGGGGGAACUAGGGAAGGCUUCUUGGGGAAGAAAUAUUUAAGGAAAGAGAGAGAGGCAUGGAGAGAAAAGCCAAAGAAGGAUGAUAAAACGGAGUCACCCUUUGUAUAGACCCCCAAGCCCUCGCUGAGUCAUUUGUCCAAGUUAGGGAUUCCUAAUGUGGUCAGCCCAGGUGAAUAGCGGGUUAACAGGAACCCUUUGCUGAACAGAUCUGGGCUGUUCGAAAGCAUUCUGGCAUACAAAGAAUGAAAAAAAGAAUAAAAAAAUGGGGAAAAAAAAGAAAAUCAUGACACUGAUAAUUCCUUACUUCUAUGUAGAGUGAUAAUACCCAUAUUCUCCUUUGUUUUUUGUUUUUUGGUGGUUGUUGUUUUUCCUGCACCCAGCCCUUCAAGGGAGCCGGAGAGCUCUUAGCAUCUUCAUUUUUUUUUUUUUUUUUUAUAUUUAAGGAAACUGAGGUCUGGAAUUGAGGCAACUUUUCUUAGAUCCCAGAACGAGGGAGGCAGAUCCCAGAUUUGCAGCCAUGAUUCCCCACCUGCACUGAGCAGAUGGCCCAAGGUGGAGACUCCUUAAAUCCCUGGAGGACCGAGGAGCCCGCAUUUUCUUUAAAGGAAGAAAUAUAUUUAGAUUUAAAACAUUCGCAUCUCCUUUUAUUUGUCAAGAACUUCCAUUUCAGCACUUUCCGAGAUGCAUUUUGUGUCUUGUUGAAUUUCCCCUAGAAUUCCUGCCGAUUAGGUACACGCGCAGUAAGCUGUUUCAUGUAAAUGUCUCCACUCCUUAGUUUAGGAGAGUCAAUCAGAGUCCUGUAUCAGCAGUUAAAUACAGCGGGAGAAAGGUGAUUGCGGAUGCCGCUGAAAUGAAAAGCAUGCUUGCCUUGCUGUGCUCAGAAAAAUAAAUACUUGAGUGGCGAGGAGUGAGCACGGACUGGGCGUCUCCUUCGGAAAACUUGCUGGCACUUUAUUUAAAUUAUGUCUUACACCAGGUAUUUUUUCCCCAGCGUCCAGGAUCGGAAGGAGGGAGAAGGUGACAGUGACAGAUUUCUGGGAUUAGAUUUUGGAGUUACUGUUGUGGUGGAGAGCACGUGGCUUUUGAAGUCACAUCCGUUUGAAUGGCUGAUGUCCCCCUCACCGACCGUCAUCCUGAGAAAUACAGUUUUCUGGGCCUCUGUUUUGUUAACGUUCUAAUGAGAAUUACAGGAGAUUGCCAUUAGAAAAUGCCUAGCAAAAUCUCCAGAAAACCUAUAUUCUUCUUGUGUAGAGUUGCCAGAUCUUACAAGUAAAAAUCUAGGGCCUCCAGUUAAAUUUCAGUUUGAACAACCUGUCAUGUUUUGGUAUAGGUGUAUCCCAGAUACUAAGUAUUAAAAAAUUAUCCAUUGUUUUAUGAAAUAUAAAUUUGACUGGGAGAACUGUAUUUUAUUAAACGUUCCUAUUCUCGUGGGGACUGUUCUGAGAGAUUAUUUUGGUGAAAGUCCUAGAAUCCUAAGAAGUUAGAGAGGGGAGAACAGUAAUAUUGAAGGUGAUGUAAUCUUGACCUUGGACCGGGGUGUGGUCCAAGGAGAAAAGGAGGGGUUGUUUUCUCUGGUGAGCUAAGCAGCGAUCAAUCCAAGGCAAGCUUGUUUGUUUGCUCACAGAAGCAAAAGAAUUGUGGCUCUAACCAGAUCUCUCAGUGCAUUUAAUAAGUGAGACAGAUUCUCUCCCAAGUGGUGACAGCGUGCACCAGAUUAUUCCCAACAACUUCUGGAAGACGGGGUUUCAACCCCGGGAGGCCACCAGGAUACAGUCAAAUAUUGCACCGAGCACAUUCCCGUAGGGCUGGGGUUGCAAAGACAAGGCCCAGACAAGGGCUCCGCUGAGGCCACUGAAGGAAACUUUGGACUUUGAAAACCCGCACCUGCCACUGCUCCCCCUUCCGCCGAAUCCAAAGCUAAUACAACUGUUACAGGGUCUUCCAGACUCGCUCCUCCCAGCAGAUGACCUCAGGUGAUAAAUUGAGUCAGAAAGCUCCCUGAAGACUGCUGGAGUAGGUUGCUCUGAGGACGGCAGUGAAAAUGCUGUGUUUCCAUUUUAGGUAAUAACCUGGUGGGGAGCGAAAUUAACAAGGCUUCCGUGGCACGUGGACUUUCCAAAGCAGUUUUAUGGUUUCCUCAGUAGUGAGAUACUGCCCAUGGCCAGGUCAUUCGUUUCUGUUUCAUAGAACAUUACUAAGUCUUCAUUUAACCUGAGCUGCUCACUAGCAGUGUUUAUUUACCUGCAGCGCGCGCCAGAAAAUAGGCGAAACAGCACAACAGUUAGCGCCCAGGCUUACCCAGCCAGGGAUCUAGUUAGAAUCCACUUUUGCUGCUUCUCAGCCACAAAGCAACGGGUGCUUCUUCGCGGCAGAACAGCAGGAGAGGCCAGUUCCUUCUCAUCGCUAAGCCUCCGUCUCCGCAUCUGCAAAAUGGGCAUAAUUACAAUUAUAGCACAGGAUCGCUUAGUGCACAUUAAACCAAACAAGCAAGGCGAGCAUCCCACAGUGCCUGACUCACAGUUAACGUUACCAAAAAAGAUCCAUUAUUAAGGCGACAGAAGGAAGCGAUACAGGCUCUAUCUAGAAUGUCAGGGACCAGGACUGAUCUCAUGCGUCGUUUUCAGGGGAGACUGAGUUUUUUGCUCUUUGUUUCUCGAGUGUUCAUUUAUAGAAUUUAAACCAACCUUAUUAUUUCAUUUUCCGGGCCAAGGGAUUGGAAGCAGCAAUGCAGAGAAGGUAAGGAAGGAGAUGUGAGGGCAGGAACCGAGUGGAGGAGGGGGACCUGGGCAAGAGGGAGGGGGAGAGAAAGGAACUGGAGAAGCAGCCUUGGACGGAGAAACCAUUAAAAGCAGAGAGCAGAGUUUGAAGAACGUGGAAGGCCGUGACCUGUUGUAACGGGGCAGUCUUCGGGAGCCCCGGACUAAAUCCCAGUGCUGUCAUUUCAGUCAAUGCCACCUCCACUCCUUUCCCCGAAGCUUCUCAGGACCCCAACUGAAUGUCCAUGGCCUUGAGGGAAAGACACACAGCUGUAAUGGUGGUCCUGGAAAGAACGGAGAAUGGGAUAUAAAAGGUGAAGCUGGGGCCUCUCUCGAGUUCAGUGACAGCACAAAAUCACAGGUACAGACUGAAGACCGGGGCACCCAGUGCUGUCUGGUGGAGGGACCGGCCACGGUGCCCCUCGUCGUCUUCCUCUGGCUGCAAGGGAGUUUUUUGCUCUUGAGUUGGCUUUAAAUCGCCUUUCAUUAAAUAUCAGCCCUUAGUAAAGAGGGUUUCAGGGGGCAUCUCUUCUGCCUGAUUAUUCCCUGUGAAAUGGUUACACCUCCCUGGUCUCUAAGCCCCGUCUACACACAUCAUAGGAACCCACCAUUUCCAUGGGGGAUGGACCCAUCCUCCUCAGUCUCUCUCAAGGGGAGAGCAUCCUUGGGGCCAGGCCAGUCUAGAGUUCAUAGUGACUCUGGGCACAAAAGGAUACCCUUUGCCCCAGAAAGGAGUAUAUUAUUUGACUUGGGGGAAAUGAUUUUGUUUUUCCAAACCUUAUAUAUAGUCGCCUUACCUGUUCACUGGGUUUAUGCUUCUCAUGGACUUUUGAGGUGAGAGUCGCGUUACAUGAUGCAUGUAAAACACCUAUUUGAGAGCCUGGUACAGACCAAAUGUCUAUAAUGCAGUACUGAGUGGCCCCGGUUAGCUUUUCUUGCUGGUAAGGCUGAUUUUGUUUGAAAAGCAGAUCAGGAAUGUCCGUAAGGAUAGUAUUUCACCUUCCAGUCUGCCUCCUCCUUCCGGCUGACCCCCCCCCCCCCAAGCUGGUGAGAGGGCCAUGAGGUUGUCCCCGGGGUGGCCUCUCUCAGUGUUCUGCUCUUACAAAAAGAACAAGGUGGGGGGACUCUCUUGUUUUCAUUGGAGAAGGAAAUCUUUCUCAAAAGCCUGUGCAGGAUUCUCCUAUAGGUCCCAUUAGCCAAAAACUCGGUCACAUGCCAUGGGCCAGAAUCACAGAAGAGGAAACGGAGGCACACAGACAUUUGAAACAGUGGGAGGGGACAAUUAAUCAACUGCGUAACCCUGAAUUGGUCCCUGUAGCCUUUGAGCAACUAUUACGCUCAUGUUUGUACAUCGUAGUCCGGGAAUUGAUCCUGUUCCGCGUCCUGUCUCUUUUAUUGCUGUCUUCAGCCGAAACACACAUCUUGUAUUCUUCCAGUUUCACUUUUAUUUGCCUCCCCAGCUCCGUCACUUUUACAGCUAUUUGCAAUCUGCAGUAUUUCUCUAUGUUAAGCUCUCCCCCUGACCCAAGCAGACUUCGCAAAAACAUAAUCGGGUCCCUGCCCUGUCCCCCGGUGCAGAACAUCCCAAGGAGCCCCAUUAUUUACAGUAUCAGCGUUUAAGUGCAGGACUCUGAAACACAGGGAGAGGUCCGUGCCCGGCCGCCUCGCUUCACGGCGGCAUCCCCUUGGGCAAGGUAGUCUCUCCAGAAGUCACAUAUUGUUCGUGAUUUUUAAUUAUGCGUGUUUAUACACUUAUUUACUUAAUGUUUCAUCUGUUUCAGUAGGUGAAACUGUAGGAGGACAGAGGUGUUGUCUAGAGCCCCCAAACCGGGAACCAGCCUGAACCAGUGCCUGGCAGGCGGGUGGCACCUAAGAAAUAAUGCAGGACCCCAGUCCCCUCUGUUUCAGGGUUGUCGGGAUUAAAUGUGGUGAUUCGUACAGGAUGUUUCACGUGCAUGGUGGGUGAUCAGAGGCUAGCUUUCCUUUGGCUGUUUUGUCUUUUUUUAUAUAGUAAAAGGAAUGAAAUUCAAGUCCCCGCAGCAUGGCAUCCACGUUCCCGUCUUUCAAGCCUCACGCUCGCUGUUUGCUGUUCCGUCCAAUGCCUCGUAUUCAGACCAUAGCACCACCACCCCGCGUUCCCCCAGAUAAAUCAGGAAUGUGGACAAGAAUUCUGCCCUGUGCAGUCUUGUGCCCGGCUGCCCUCUCCCCAUCCUCCCCAGUUAUGGGCCGUGUCACAGGCGUGUCCUGGAUGCCCUCGCUGUCCGCUGCCCCCCACCGCGUGAUGAAUAAAUGUGCGUGUGGUAGCCCCGUGGACACACACGAGGGUCGCACUUUUCCUAUUGGAAGGUGGGCGUGGCCGUGUGACUUGCUGUGCACAAGGACAGUGAGGCCAGGUGACGCGUGUCACAUCUGGCCCAGAGCUUUGAGAACCGCCCAUGCAUUGUGCAUUUUCUCUUCCCCUCUCGCUUGUGAUGUGCACUGCUUGAGACAGCAGGUGUUCUCUCGUUCUAGGUUUCUGGGAGACUUUCGUGAACCGAGACCUGCCACCAGCCCACUUGGGACGAGCAGCCAAGGGAGGAGGGGCUGCCUGGGGAGGGGGUGUUCAUCUCCCUUAGCCUAGCGUGGCCCUGCCUUUGCAGUUGUCCUGGAGUGUGCCUUCCCACACAGGUGACAUUACUGUCAUCACUUGCUGGUUCGGCCGCAUCCCUCAGGAAACAGCUUCCCUGGAGAGCGGGGCAAACCCCCGCUUCUAGAGCUGUGCACCCCCCGCGCCUGGUCCAGGAGAUCGAUGCAGGACUGCUGAAGAACGUGGGGACCUGCAUGUAACUGGCGGCCCGCGACACCCAUGUGUCACUGAUCGGGAGGCUCUCCCCGCGGCAGCGCUUCAUGACCCAGCGGCGCCCGGCCCAGUGAAGCCACCAUGGUGUCCAGCACAGCGGCGCUGCUCCUGGGCGCCGUGCUCCUGGUGGCCCAGCUGCAGCCCGUGCCUUCCCGCCCCGCCGCCGCCGCCGCCGCCGCGCCCGGGGUCGAGCCGGGCCAGCCGGAGCUGUCGCGCAGAGCGGCCACCGUCCAGGGCGACGGCCGGGACGGCGCGCCCCCCAACGGCUCGGCGCAGCAGCUGCCGCAGACCAUCAUCAUCGGCGUGCGCAAGGGCGGCACGCGCGCGCUGCUGGAGAUGCUCAGCCUGCACCCCGACGUGGCGGCCGCCGAGAACGAGGUCCACUUCUUCGACUGGGAGGAGCACUACAGCCAAGGCCUGGGCUGGUACCGGGGCCAGAUGCCCUUCUCGUCUCCGCAGCAGCUCACGGUGGAGAAGACCCCCGCGUACUUCACGUCGCCCAAAGUGCCUGAGCGCGUCCACAGCAUGAACCCGGGCAUCCGGCUGCUGCUCAUCCUGCGCGACCCGUCCGAGCGCGUGCUGUCCGACUACACCCAAGUGUUCUACAACCACGUGCAGAAGCGCAAGCCCUACCCGUCCAUCGAGGAGUUCCUGGUGCGCGACGGCCGGCUCAACGUGGGCUACAAGGCGCUCAACCGCAGCCUCUACCACGUGCACCUGCACAACUGGCUGCGCUUCUUCCCGCUGCGCCGCAUCCACAUCGUCGACGGCGACCGCCUCAUCAGGGACCCCUUCCCCGAGAUCCAGAAGGUCGAGCGGUUCCUGAAGCUGUCGCCGCAGAUCAACGCCUCGAACUUCUACUUUAACAAAACCAAGGGCUUUUACUGCCUGCGGGACAGCGGCCGGGACCGAUGCUUGCACGAGUCCAAAGGCCGGGCGCACCCCCGAGUGGACCCCAGACUCCUCAGUAAACUGCACGAAUACUUUCACGAGCCAAAUAAGAAAUUCUUCGAGCUUGUUGGCCGGACAUUUGACUGGCACUGAUUAGCAAUAAAGUGAGGCUCGGAACCUUUCCCGUUGUAAGUUCUGGUGUACGUCUGGGGGAGAGAGAGAAAAAGAAGAAUUUUAAAAGGGCAUUUAAGCUAUAAUUUAUUUGUAAAGUCCAUAAAUUACUUCUGUACAGUAUUAGAUUCACAAUUGCCAUAUAUACUAGUUAUAUUUUUCUACUUGGUAAAUUGAGGGCAUUUUGUAUUGUUUUUCAUGGUUGUUAACAUUGUGUAAUAUGUCUCUAUAUGAAGGAACUAAACUAUUUCACUGCAAAAAAAAAAAAAAAAGCAACAAAAAAAAAACACACAGAAAUCUGGAGACCCUGUCUUUUUUGAAUAUGAUUAACUUGCCCCGACUCAAAAUAGCUGUCUGUGUUAUAUUCGUUGCAAGAUCUAUAUAUUCCUUUGUUACUUUAAAAAGAAAUGUUUUUCAUGGCAAUUAUGCUUCUCUCUUGCCCUCUCUUUUCUUCAUUGUUCUUUUUAAUUUUUAAUGUCUUGCUGUGGCCAUCAGAUUUAUUUUUUACUUGCAUUGUGAGAUCUGUCUUCACUGAGAUAUCCCCUGUUAUUUUCUGGAGGUUUCGGGUUCGCCCAUUCUUGACAGCAGGUUCCGGAGCGUGGAUUUUUUUUUUUUUAACCCCCGUAGACUCCGCGUGGACAAAGCAAUAUUAAGACUGGAAGAGUCGUUAAUACCCGCAAGAGGCUCCCCGUUACACAUCUCUGCCUCAAAGAGUGCUUGCAUCCGUUUCUGAGCUCAGCAAUGGGCAAAACGACACAAUAAAGGGGAUUAAACCGUUGGCCUUCA